AUGGCCAGACUUCUUUGCUUGUCCUUCCUAGCGGCGGCUCCUCCCUUUCUCCUUCUGGCACCUCCGUUCCGGCCACUCCAAGAGCAGCGUGACUCGCAUGACGCGACCGACGCGCGUGACGUGCGUGGAUCAGCAGACCGGGCAGAAGCGGUGGCUCUUUCAAGGCAGCCGGAUGCGCCGACUGUCAGCAGCUUUCCCACCAGCGCUUCCAAUCUUGAGCCCACAGAGGACAACCGCUCUGUUCCUCGAUGCUGGCUCUAUAAUGAGAAGCCCUGCCCCAACGGUGAGGGCGUUGGUGGCAUGUUCCGCCGUAUUGAGUUCAUCAUAGCCCUAGCUGAGAAAUAUGGUUGUGCCUAUGUUUGCAACCCUCAAGAUUGGGAAACUGGUGGUCAUGCUACAGGCAAUGUGGGCUCGUUGUUUGGCUGCCGGAAGGAUGGCGUUGUUGGAGAUGCGAAGCGCAUCGCUUCCAGAAAAGCCAUCGGGAGAGUCAGGUCUGCAACUGUCCGCGUGGAGUACGACAAGUCGCGGAGCGUUCGCUUGAAAGGGGGCAAGCCGCUUCUUCGCAGCAGUGCUUGGUACAUUCGUCGUUCGCUGGCUGACGGGGUGUACAAACUGCAAUGCCCAGGGGUGCAAACCGUGACGCAUGAGACGACAUGGCAGUGGAUUCAAGGCCAAUUUGAUGCCGUGCGGCUUGCAGAGGGCCGAUCUGCAGCAUUCUGGGGCUCGGCCACCUUCAGGAUAGCCAUACAAAUGCGCCGGGGUGAUCGGCCUGAGGCCUGCCCGCUGUACUUGUACCUCAACGCCCUGCGCUUCGUCUUUGGCGCAUUGCCGGGGGUCACUUCUCGCAACACCAAGCUGCUGAUCAUCGGGGAGGUGGACCCUGCGAGUCCUGAGUUCGCGUGCCUGCGGCGCUUUGGGGGCGCAGUGGACUUUUUGGCCGGCCGGGCCAUCUUGGGGAAGGGCAGCCAGGGCUACGAGAGUCUGCGACGGGACUUGGACCACAUUGCGGGGUCCAACGUGUUGAUCCUUGGGGGUGGCGGCAGCUUCCCGUCCUUGGCCGCCUUGGUGCAGAGAACAGAUGCCGGCCAGGUGAUUUUGCACUCCAGGACCAAGGACUCAGCGCUGGACGGCCUGCCCCAAGCCGUGGUGCUGGACGUGCACGGGCGCGCCGAAUGUGGAGCAGAGCUCAAGCUCAAAGGUCUCGGGGACGCGGAGGUGUUGCCAACGGGUGAGGGGCAGAUGAGCAAACAUUUGGAGCUGGCCAUCCAGGACUACAGCGCCUGGUUCCAGGUGGCCAACCCCUGUCAAAACAAGGUGGCGCGGGAUGGUUUUGAUGGCAAAAGCUGGAAAUGUGCCCUGCCGAACUUCACGAAACCGCUGCCAUGCAUGCAAGACAGCCCGGCGAGCCCUGUUCAACCACAGAGCACCUUGGAGAGCGCUGCCGCUGCGUCGCUCUAUCCGCUGGACAAGCGAUACCUCGCAUGCACACGCCCGUGUGACCGUGCCUGCCUGGCUAUGCCGGGUGAUCUUCCUGGGAAAUGUGGGCGAAUGGGCUGCUGCAAGCCAUGGGGCACAUAUCGGAAUUUUACAAGCAUACCCCACAAGCAUGUCGCCCUUUACCAGUCACGGUGCGCAGGCAACAUCAAUCAUGACUUCCACCAGAACUUUUGGCCGCUGUACUGGUGGACAGCGGUCUAUGACGAUGCUGCCAUCCUGGUGGACAGGAAGCAAGACAGACCCGCAUCUGACUGUGCAGGUGCAAACUACUGGACUGACCAGAUAUUCUGGCGGGUUGCAAAGCUAAAGAAUUGGACUGUCUACAACUUCUCGCGCGAGACACAUUAUUGCUUCACAGGCCAGUUGCACGUCAUGGAGUCGGUGGGCCCCUGCUGCGACUACGCGCUGCGCCCUAUGCCGCUGCUGCGCCUGGGGAAGCGGGAUUUAUGGUCGGCGGUGCUGCAGCGGGAGCCCCAAGUUCAAGACCCAGGAGGCGGCGUGGUGCUCUACACCAGGGGCCGCUCCUCCUGGCGCCGCAUCCGGGACCCGCAGAAGCUUGAGCCACUGUUCCGCGGCAAGGUCCAGAUCUUGGACGACGUGCCCAAGACCCUGGUGGCACAGGCCCAGCUCUUCGCGUCAGCAGGCCUUCUGCUGGCUCCCAACGGGGGCUGGGCUCCCAACGCCGUGUUCAUGGGCUCAGACGCCUGCCUGGUGGAACUGCACCAGUACAAGAUGGACAGCUGGAUCGUGAUGUUUGGCCUUGCAAAGACUCUGGCUGAAGUUUUGCUGGUCGUCGGAGACUACAGGGACCCUAAGGCACAGAAAAUCGUGCGCAGAGGGCGAGUGGGAGGCGAUGACGACUUCCUCGUCACCGGCGCAAGGAGCGCCAGCAGCGCUGGCUACCCCGAGCGCAGCAGCAGCGUCGCGAAGGCCUGGCCGGCAGUGCCGAAGAAGGUCCAGUUGCAGCAGCCAAGACGGAGCCGAGCCCAAGCAGGAGGCGAAGAGUUCGACCGGCCUAAGCGCACGUCGGCUUCAGUGGGUCUGAAGGAGGGUCCGGCCAGCCCUUCCAGAGCGCUGCGAGCGCGUCAGGGCGCGCCUAUUGCCAAUCUCAUGGUGGGCAUCGUUGGGAAGGAAACGAUCAAGCAAGAGGACGCCGAGGUGCCCAACAGCCUUGGGCAGAGGCCAACGGAGGAUGCCACCAAGGUGGAUAAGAUCAUCGAGCAGGUGGUGGUCCGCCAUGCGGUGCAGGACGACCACCGAGAGGAGGAGGCGCGCCUUACCGUCAAGGGCAACGCUACCAUGAAAGCGGUGAAGGAGGCGCUGGUUGCACACGUGGGCAAGCCGGAGCUUUUGCACAGCUGUCGCUUGGUGCAACCCGUGGGGGACAACGGCGCCUUCUCCUCCUUCAAGGACUCUGAGAAGCUGAACAGCCGUCGUGCCUUGCUGGUACUGGGCAUGCCAAGCCUGAGGCCGCCAAGCGAGUCCAGCGAGAGGAAGGUCGAUGCCUGGCCGGCGCAACCAACUCCGGUGCCGGCCCCCACGCCGGUUCUGAAGUCGGCGCGUCCGGCAGCGCCGAAGCUCACCACGUUUCAGGCGCUCUCGUUGCAGCGGGACUUGCUGCAGGGCUUCUCGGACGCCGACUUCCAAGCUAAGCGCCAGGAGAGCUGA
Molecule: messenger RNA, 3165 nt
Organism: Effrenium voratum
Lineage: Eukaryota; Dinophyceae; Suessiales; Symbiodiniaceae
Source: the annotation of a GenBank genome assembly